This is a messenger RNA of Suillus bovinus, 1418 nucleotides long. RefSeq lists its product as uncharacterized. Lineage: Eukaryota; Fungi; Basidiomycota; Agaricomycetes; Boletales; Suillaceae. Bases 360 to 1418 code for a protein of 352 amino acids. The transcript has 3 exons. The record is from RefSeq and is a predicted model, not a curated record. Gene Ontology annotation, molecular function: protein binding.
ACCUAUGAAAAGAGCGGGCCGGAACUAGCGGACUUUCAACUUGGGUUUUCUCGCAUUCCUCAGUAGUUAUGUCCCUUGUUUUCGACCUCAAGUGUUUAUUCUACCAUCGCAGUCUUGUAACCAGCAAUCUAUCUUGUUCCCUUCUACGGGAUCGUUAUCAGACUUAGGGUGUUGCUGACAAUACCAACCACCAGCAUAUAUAUAUGCGCUGCUACACGAUAAUAUUGCUCAUACCGAGUCACGACAAGCUGAGAGUCAUCUAGCUAAGAAUAAUUCGACUGGUGACUCACUGGCCAUUGAAAUAUCCAUGGAUCAUCGCAAAUUUUUGAUGUCUCAAACUUCUCGCUUUACCCAACGCCAUGCAGACAGCCUACCCAAGAUUCAAUGUCUCCGAUUCUGUUUCAGAUAUCUUCGGUGAACUACAAAACCUCCUCGCACGCUCGCAAGUGAUUAUUCCAGACCUUGAAACUCCAUACUCCAGAUUCCCCAAUACCUACUGCUCUACUAUUGAGGUUGAAGGCCAGAGCGUUAUCAACAUCAUCUCUGAGCGUCAGCAGCAAUUGGAUGCAGUUCUACGUGAGAUCUCGGGCCUGAACGCCAUAACGAACAGCAUCGAAAAAAAUUAUCAGCAAGCCGUCGAAAAAAAGGAGAAGAUUACACAGUCCAUAAAUCUACACAAGGGAGUCACAUCGACUCUUUGGCGCGUGCCAGCGGAAGUCCUAUCUCAAAUAUUUCACCACUGUCUCCCUAAAACCACAUCAUCGUCCCCAUCGUCCCUAAAAGCCCCUAUUCUGUUAACAAGAAUAUGCCGAAGAUGGAGGGAGGUUGCUGUGAAUACGCCCGAUUUAUGGUGCAGGUUAUAUUUGGAAGCCAACAACACAGACAUGAGGCGGGCGGCUUUCUGCUACGACUUGUGGCUCAAGCGUUCACGAGGAUGUCCGACCUCGUUAAGACUCGGGCACAACCACUCAACCGAUGUACACCGCCUUCUUCAUCCUUAUAUGACUCGUAUCACAUCUCUCCGAACCUAUGUUGACUGCUUUCGGGGCAAACGUCCUCACCUGCGUGCUACAGACCUCCCAGCACUUCAGGAGCUGGUCAUAGCAGAGAUGACAAAUCGUGAUAUUCAAACCAUUCCACGAUUCAUCUCGCGACUUCCUUCGACUAUGCGCACUUUCAAGGUCAUUGACACGAGGCUGUUUUUUGACAUCGAUCUCUUGUCCUCUUUCAGUCCCAUAUGGGCCCAUUUGACGGAUGUCCAGAUCCCCGUAUGUCACCCAAACGCAUUCCUCCAUUUGCUUCAGCUAUGUCCCAACCUCUCCUCCUUAAAUGUUCGCCUAUCAGUUCUCCAAAGCGUACCCUUGAAAACAUUCACACACACCAAAUUAGAAUCCUUAUGCGUCCCUAAUCACGCUUAG